AUGGCGAUUCGAUCGGUAUUCGAUUCUUCCGCCAUUAGAACCGAGUUUGAGAAGGCCGGAAUCAACACCAAUUUCAUCCAUCUAAUAUGGAAGUAUGUGAUUCAGAACCCUAAUUGUGAAUUGGACGAAGUUCCUUCUUUGCCAGCCGCAGCUUACCCACUUCUUCGCUCCAAGUUCAAACCCUCCACUUCUACUCUUCACUCCGUCAUCGAAUCGAGCGAUGAGGUCACUACUAAGCUUCUCAUUAAGUUGCAGGUAUUCCCUCCUUCUUUGCAGAAUGGAGCAUUUGUGGAGGCUGUGAUCAUGAGGUAUGAUUCGCGUUUGGGAAAAUAUAAUGGAAAGCCUCGGCCUGGUGGUCUGAGGUCAACCUUGUGCAUCUCCUCUCAGGUGUUCAUUCCUGUUUCCUUUUUGGUGUCUUAA
This is a messenger RNA of Ilex paraguariensis (yerba mate), 420 nucleotides long. Lineage: Eukaryota; Viridiplantae; Streptophyta; Magnoliopsida; Aquifoliales; Aquifoliaceae. The record is from the annotation of a GenBank genome assembly.